This is a messenger RNA of Gongylonema pulchrum, 1233 nucleotides long. NCBI's taxonomy places the organism in Eukaryota, Metazoa, Nematoda, Chromadorea, Rhabditida, Gongylonematidae. The record is from the annotation of a GenBank genome assembly.
UCGGAUGGUGCCGGGCGAAUUUCAGUGCAUCAUGCCUGUCAAGUGGCCAAAAUGCUUGACUUGACUCCACCACCUUCAUGCUUCCAAGUGCGAUUUAAAGGCUUCAAAGGAGUGCUUUGUGUUGAUCCGUCUCUGGAUGCUGCCGGCGGGGAGGAUGUUGUAUUUCGACGAAGCCAAAAGAAAUUUGAUGAGGAUGAACAAAAUCCUGCCGAACUGGAAGUGGUCAAAUAUUCCAUGCCUUCACCAGUUUGCUUAAAUCGACCUUUAAUUAUGAUUUUAGAUCAGGUGUCAGAGAGACAAGAUCGGCAUUUGCACAAAAAAAUUCGUAGUCGAAUACACUGGUUUCAAGAAACAGAACUCAACAGACUUGCUGGGAUGAUGUUUGAUGAGGAUGAUGCCACAGAAGAACUGAGCACACGCUUAUCCCUCCCCAUCGACUUCCAGCAAUUGCACGAAUUUGGUUUCACCUUUACCGACGAGCCUUUCUUCCGCUCACUGCUUCUUGCAAUCCAUCAUUAUCAGACAACAUUCACCCUGAGCAAAUCCAAGAUUGUUUUGCCGAGUUAUCUCGGACGUACAAUGUACGGUGUGGUUGAUGAUACCGGAUUGCUGCAAUAUGGCCAGGUUUUUAUACAGUAUUCGAGCAGUUUACGAGGUCCUUCGGAGAAGUUUAUUUAUACGGGACGUGUAAUGGUGACAAAGAAUCCCUGUCAUGUUGCCGGCGAUGUUCGUAUGUUUGAAGCUGUCUAUCAACGUGCUCUUUCACAUCUCUGCGAUGUUAUUGUUUUCCCUCGUUAUGGCCCACGCCCUCAUCCUGAUGAAAUGGCUGGAAGUGACUUGGAUGGUGAUGAGUAUACGGUUAUUUUCGAUCGUGAACUCUUCUUUCAGCACAAUGAGAAUGCAAUGUUUUUCCCAAAAUCUAAGCCUGUUGAAUAUGUUACAUCACCAACAACAGAAGAUAUGAUCGACUUUUUCCUGAAAUAUCUUAGUCAGGAUUCGAUCGGUCGCAUGUCCAAUGCCCAUCUGAUUAUGUGCGAUCGCCUUGGCCUCUUUCAUGAAACUUGUGAGAACAUUGCUCGAAAAUGUGCUGUUGCUGUUGAUUUUCCGAAGACUGGUGAGCCUGCCGAACCGUUAACAUCGUUCGAACAAAGCGAUAUUGCUCCGGACUACAUGCAGAGUAGUGUUAAACCCUCAUUUCGAAGCAGCUGGCUGCUUGGCGAACUUUACAGGUAA